Messenger RNA from Mizuhopecten yessoensis (Yesso scallop), 3308 nucleotides. Its product is annotated as PI-PLC X domain-containing protein 3-like. The record is from RefSeq and is a predicted model, not a curated record. Lineage: Eukaryota; Metazoa; Mollusca; Bivalvia; Pectinida; Pectinidae. Bases 1471 to 2382 code for a protein of 303 amino acids. Gene Ontology annotation, biological process: lipid metabolic process. Gene Ontology annotation, molecular function: phosphoric diester hydrolase activity. The transcript is spliced from 2 exons.
GUUGCUUGUUAAACUUGUCUCUAGUAACACAUGGGGCUACUAAAUGCUUGUUAAACUUGUCCCUAGUAACACCUGGGAUAAUAGCUGGGACACCUGCCCCUAGUUACACCUGGGAUAACUCCUGUUUACAUUAAUCCCUAGUAAAACCUGUGAUAAUUGCUUGUACACCUAUUCCAAGUAAAACCUGGGAUAAUUGCUUGUAGCAUAUACCCCUACCAACACCUGGGAUAAUUGCUUGCAGCAUAUACCCCUGCCAACGCCUGGAUGAAUUGCUUGUACAGCUAUUCCUUGCAACACCUGGGACAAUAGCUGUUUACACCUAUCUCUAGUAACACCCUGGAUAAUAUCUAUUGUUUGCAUUUCAAGAACCAUGAUAGUCUUUGAGUUGCUCAACUUGACACUUGACCUUGCUUCCAUGAAAGACUUACAGAGUCUAUACUAUCAAUCACAAUUAUCUGUAUGCUCAAAAUGAUUCACCUUACCCCUGUCACAGCGAAUCCCUGUUUGCUAUGAACUGCUAGUCACCAGUCGCCUAUUACCUCAAGUGAAGUCGCAACACAUGUUUAAACAGCUUAAAUCACUGACCUAUCACAGCAUGCCAUGAUGCUACUUUGAACAGUUAAAGUCAUUUCCCUCCCUGUAUGGCAAGAUUUCCCUCCCUGUAUGGCAACUUGACACAAAAAAAAUAAAUAUUACAGGAUUUUCUUCAAGGCAAAUAAAAAUGGACUAUCACAUCCUAAUCAUUGUGUGUCAUGGAUAUUUACCAAAGCAUAAAAUCUCAAUCAAUCAUACAGAUUCAUAGUAGUUAUUUAAUGUGCCAUCUUAGCAUGAUUAGCAAGUGGAUACUUUGAGUUACAAAAAAAAAAAUCAUUUCUAUUUAUAAAUCACUGUCGAUGGAUAGAAUCUAAAUGUCUGAAAAUAUAAUUGUGAAUUCUUUAAACAUGAAAAUGUUUGCAAAAUGAUGGUAGAUGUCAGACCACAUUUGUUUUAAUAUCUCUUAUAUAAUAAUAAAGUCUCUUUUCCAAUAGUGAAAGUAAAAAAAUCUAUUCAAACCAGCAUCCCCUCGGAUGUUAUGGGAUCAAACAUGGGUUGUUGGGUGGUGCAGUGGGUAGCUCGCUCGCCUCUCAGAAGAUGGCCAGAGUUUGAUUCCUCUAUCAGACAUUGGGUCACCUGCCAUAUAAGCAAGUGGUUUUGCCCAGGGCGCUUCAGUUUCCUCCGACAUUAAGACCCUGUGGCGCUAACGUCUGGAGUGAUUGAUAUAAGUUGACAUGAUAUGUUUCAUAAUUGUUGUAAAAUAAACAAAGUUUAUAGUUUAACAAACAUGCACACCAUUCAGACACUGAUAAUGUAGCUUGUUUAUCAGAGAAGUCUUCUGUCGUACUGUAUGGGUGUUACCCAAUACUUCUGUGAUUAGCAUACUGCAAUAGAUAGUGAUGUGGUAUUUCAGAAUUUUGCAAUGAUAAAUGUUUAAUGUGUCAAUGUCGUUGUAAAUCUUUUUGUAGCUACAAAAUACACCCUAUCAGAACUUUUGCCAGGACAGAAGGAUCCCACAACACCUUUAGCUACUCCAUUUCCCCAUCAGGAGACGUGGGUCCAGAUCAACCACAAUGGAUACAGGAUCUAACCCGCUUGUUUGGAACUGCAGGCAAAGACAUACUGUACCGCUGGGCCACUACACAGAAUCUCCCUGUAUUACAACAGCUGGAGCAGGGAAUUCGCUACCUCGACUGCCGUGUAUGCUGGUUUUCAAAAACACAAGAUUUCCAUUUCCUGCAUGGACUGGUUGGAGCUAAAGUAUCAACUUGUUUAGAUGAAGUCAAUGCCUUCUUAGAUAAGCACCCAAAAGAAGUGAUUAUUUUGAAUUUUUCUCAUUUCUAUUCUAUGUCCAAUACAGACCAUGUUAAUCUUCUGACUAUGUUGACAGACAAAUUUGGUAGCAAGAUGUGCCCAUAUAUAGAUAUGGAAAGCGUUACGAUUGAGAUGAUGUGGGAACACAACCUUCAAGUCUUGAUUAUCUAUCAAAAUGACAUCGUGAAGGAGCACCUGACCUUCUGGCCUCAAACAGCAAUCCGAGCACCCUGGGCAAACACAGCGAACAUUCCAGAUAUGAUGUCUUUCUUGGAUGCUAAGUACAAGACGGGGAGAACAGACAAUGUCUUUUACAAUUGGCAAGGGGUCCUAACUCCAGGGAUGGCUACUAUUGUCUCCAACUUUGGUAGUAGCCUAAAAGACACACUCUCAAUAAAAUUAGCGCCAUUUUUUGUCAGCUGGCUUAAAGAUAAGAAGACUGGUAGCCAUGGAAUCAGCAUCUGUGUCGUGGACUUCAUAGAGCAUGCUAAUUAUGUGUCUACUUUAAUAGAUCUGAAUCAUAGUGCUUGUUAAAUUACAUGCACAGUUUUUCAAUGUGCUUACAAUAGGAACAAUGAUAUAACAGGCAUUGCUUUUCCAUGAUCAUUUUUGAACUUGGUGAAACACAUAACAUCUGAAAAGUCAUAUCUCAAGUUCUGUGCUUAAACUUUUUACAGGUUUGCACACUAUUUAAAGAUCGAAGGGGCAGUCUCCAGAAAAUGAGUGUUUUGUUUGCCAAUUCUUUUUUAAGUAUACAUUCAUUUUUGUCCAAUAUUAUGAAAAAAACAAAAAUUAUGUUGUUAUAAAUGUCAGUGAAAGAACAUCUUGAAAAUAUCUCCGCUACUCCAUCCAAUUCAGAUGAAAGAUGAGGCAUUUGCCAUGGUUCGCAUAGACAAAGUCGGACCAUUGUGUGAGACAGAGAAUGGCAUCAAAUGUAUACCUCUCCGUACAGAUGACUUUUUAAAAAUGGCGACAGGUUAAAGUAAUCCAAAACAAUUUUUCCUGAUAGACCGAGGUAGGAAAUUUUGCAACAUUGUUAAUGAUGAACUUUGCCAGCAUUUGGACAUUUAGCACAAAAUUAUAGCAACCUGUCAUCCUUAAACCAACAGUUUUACAGACAUAUUCAACAAGACACUGUGUGGUGCCUUAGGGGAAUAUGUGACUGAAGAUCAAGGUAAUAUUGGAACAAAUACAUACAGAUGGUUGUAUUUGCUACCAGGAUUUGCGUUCAGCCAUCAACAAAAGAGAUUCGUUUCUAUUUACAAAUUUGACCGGUGCACUGACAGCCAGCUUUUAAUUUUAUACCUCUAAACAACAAGACACUGUGUGGUGCCUUAGGGAAAUAUGUGACUUUACACUUAUGAUCAAAUUUAACACUUUAGAGAGGGGUCAAGCUAUCAUAAAGUUACCAUAAAUUUUUCACUUAAGAUUCUUUUAGAAUUUUUGUGAAAUGGAACAAA